AAGGUGGGGUUUGAGACUGAGCCGUCAAAAAAAGCCAUAUCCAUUAGACUGAGGAAACUCGAGACGCUGGGAGAGGACAAGCGGCUUGGUUUCUGUUAUUAAAUUAAAAAAACAAAAGGGAAAAAAUGAUUAGAGCAAACCGCGGUGAUUUAAAAGCGGCUCCUGCUGAGCUCACUGACACGUGGAGGCGCCGCGCGCUUUUCACCUCGCGCAAGUUUGCCGUGGCUCCGGGCGCGCGCGCUGACUAACCAGCUCUGACGCUCGAGCGCGGGAACAAAAGGAGCGCGAGCUGUUGCCAAACACACACGCACGCACGCGUGCCGUGUCGCUCACGUGCGAAAAAAAACCAAAAAAAAAAAAAAAAAAAACAAGACCGAGUGAGAGAUUAUUAUGAGGUGCGAUGGCUUGGUGCGACCGUGCAGUUCAGCUGCUCCUGGCCACCGUGGGCGCUUUCGUGGCGUUUAGCCUUAUGACCAUCGCUAUCGGCACGGACUACUGGCUGUACUCCAGGGCUUACAUUUGCAACGCGACCAACAUCACAGCAGACGACACUCAGUCACAACCCAAGAAAACUCGCGGGGAUCUCACGCACUCCGGGCUUUGGAGAAUCUGCUGUAUAGAAGGUCUCAACAAAGGAAGCUGUUACCGUAUCAAUCAUUUUCCAGACGACAACGACUAUGACACUGACAGCUCAGAAUACCUCCUACGUAUAGUACGUGCCUCCAGUGUGUUCCCCAUUCUCAGUACCGUUCUACUACUUCUGGGGGGGCUGUGUGUGGGAGUAGGACGCAUCUACAACAAGAGGAAUAACAUUUUGCUCAGUGCAGGGAUCCUGUUUGUGGCAGCAGGUUUGAGUAACAUCAUUGGGAUCAUCGUUUACAUCUCCAGCAACACUGGUGAUCCCAGCGACAAGCGUGAUGAGGACAAGAAGAGCCAAUACAAUUACGGCUGGUCGUUCUACUUUGGGGCUCUCUCGUUCAUCCUCGCGGAGGCGGUUGCUGUCCUAGCUGUGAACAUCUACAUCGAAAAGAACAAAGAGGUGCGCUUCCAAGCACGACGAGAGUUUGUCAAGUCUACCUCGUCCUCCUCACCGUAUUCACGCAUGUCCAGUUUCCGCUACAGGCGGCGACAUUCACGUUCCAGCUCGCGUUCCACAGAGGCGUCCCGCGAGGCGUCUCCAGUCGGUAUAAAGAUGGUGAGCUCCGUGCCUCUGGGUGAGAUUAACAUGUACACGCUGAGCAGAGAUCCGCUGAAAUCGGGCACUGACAGCUCCUAUAGCCCUGAACACGACUCUGGAUUCCUGCAGGUGCACAACUGCUUUCCCAAAGACUUGAAUGAUAGCAUCAACAGGAGGACAACACCAGUAUGAGAACUUAAUGACAGGAAUGUUAUAGAAAUACAAUGUCUUGGCCAUAUAACAUGGGAACACCACUGAGGCCUAUUGGCUUAGUAGAAGCACUAGUUCAAUUAAUUGCGAUGAUUCAACUACCUAAGGACUACUACCUUUGAUGGGGGAAUUUGAAUGGGUUUCAUCAACAGCAUUUAAUCCUUAAAUUUCAGUUGCACCAGUGUUUUGGCCCAAGUGUUUCCUCCUUACAGUGUUAUUAAGAAAGGAUUUAAGAGACUAGCUGUGGUGGAUCUGUAUAGCUAAUUCCAUCCAUUUUACAAACAAUCUUUGAAUAGUGCAUUGUGGAAUUAUAUAAAGUGUGAAAUUAAAGUGUGAACAAAUCCAAUUUUGAUAGGAAGUCUAUUCUCUGUAUGAGUCAUAGACACAGUGGAGAUUCAGAAUACACCAUUUUAAAUAUGACUGUCCAAAUAUAAAAUGGUGCUACAGGAAGUAGUCUCACAGGUUAAGCCUUCCCCUUCUUGUGUAUUUUGUAUAUACUUGAACCCUGUAUUGCCUUGUCCGUGUCACAUGUCUGUAAACACAACUGUCAUAACCUAAUCUGUGUGCCUCUCUGCUUAUCAGGAUCAGCAAUUUUAGCUGAGCUAACCUGUAGGUAUUUUCACUGCAGAGAAUACUAUGUUUAAUUAUUUUUGUGAAACUAGAAAUAAGCUAGGCUUGCACACACUGAAACUACAGAAUGAUAAGGAUACAAAGAAGAAACUACAAGGCAAGCACAAAGUAUUUCAGUACUGUGAAGCUUUAUAUUAUAUUUUUAAUUACCACAUUGAUAAUGUGCCAUCAGCUGUCAGCUGAAAACCACCUGUGUUGUUCUCUGUAGUGAAUGAAUUGAAGAUGAAUGCUAUUCCACUGCCGUCGUUCUCGGCAACAAGGACCUUGGGGUCUAAAAUGUGGGUUAAAUCGAAGUGUAUUCUGGUGGUGUUAUGAAUCAGAUCUGGAUGUAAUCUGAAUGAUGGCUGUGCGUCUACUCCAUGCCGGUGCAGCCCUGUGUAAAUCUGAAUUGUGUGCUACUGGGACUGUGACAUUGUGAAAGUCUAAAGAUAAACGUUGGGCUGAGAAAUGUCAGACAUCCAGAACUGAAAGAGCCCGUCAGCACUGAGAGGCAUUUCAAUGGUGCAGUCCGUUUGCCGAUAACAAUCUAGGACAAAGAAGAAUAAAAGACUGUCAGUUGCAUCAAUGAGGCCAAACCAGCGCUUCAUCCGUGUCUUAGUUUUGUGAGCCUUAUGAUUGGAAUUCCUUUCAAAUCUCUGUGCCAGCCAGAAAUGUACUUUGUCACUGUUUAUUUUCUCAAUAUAACAGCAUGUCUGUGGUACAACCUCUUACUUUGUCAUUUAUGUUUACAAGGACACUUAUGGUGGUGAGAGAAUAAUGUAUAGUUUUCAGUCAGUGCAUAUUGCUGAAUGACUCAUCAUGGGACAAAUCAUCUCAGUUACUUGUAUAUAUAUAUAUCUACCUUCAUUUACUAAGGCAUUUUUUACAUGAGCUUAGAACCAUGCCUCUGCAUAGCAUGGUGUAUGGUUGGUCGUCUUGAAUAUUGACAUUUCCUAUGAUCCUUUGACUGUGCGUGCUAUAGCUAUUAUAAUAAUUUGGUUCCAAAGGCCUUGCUGGCAUUUUGGUGACAUAAUCAUGAUUACAUGCCUAUAACACUCUGUCUUUCUCAAAAAAGAGAUUUUCUCUCCUCAACUUCUUUCUUUUCUGGUGUUCCUAGUAUAGCAGUCCCACUAACAACGUCACUAUAACCUUGCUCACUUAAAUAAAUUACAUCAGGGCACAUGUUUUGCUUGUAUGUGUAUAUUUUUAUUUCAUCUGGGGUGAAACAUAUGGUCCUACAACAGCUUUUCAAUGGAAAAUGACCUACUGAACUGAAAAAUGUCACCACUACCUGUCUAUAAAUUCCUUACAACCUGAUGAUGGACCUGCUUUUUUUGACAAAAAUCAAAUAGUGUAUGUUAAGAUAUUAUAAAUAAAAACAAAAAACAAAAUGAUAUCAGUUCAAAAGUCUGCAUCUUCCUCCCUGAAAGUGAACAUCCUCUAAUCUUUUUAAUAUGCACCUUAUGCUUUUAUUAUUCUGUCCAACCUCUUGUAUCCUUUGAGCUAUUUUUUGAUUGUCUUAGUUGUAAUAUUUGCCCCAUGUUCUUCCUGACUUUUUUUCAGGAUGAACUGUCAGCAUGCUUAGCCAAUCUAUACUUAAUCCUCUUGACAUAUCUGUUGUAACUGUGAUAAGUGCCGUACAUUGCAUUAUUCAGAUCAGCA
Molecule: messenger RNA, 3658 nt
Organism: Pangasianodon hypophthalmus (striped catfish)
Lineage: Eukaryota; Metazoa; Chordata; Actinopteri; Siluriformes; Pangasiidae
Gene: cacng4b
Product: calcium channel, voltage-dependent, gamma subunit 4b
Exons: 4
Coding region: 401-1369 (322 amino acids)
Biological process (GO): neurotransmitter receptor internalization; calcium ion transmembrane transport; neurotransmitter receptor transport, postsynaptic endosome to lysosome
Cellular component (GO): postsynaptic density membrane; AMPA glutamate receptor complex; voltage-gated calcium channel complex
Molecular function (GO): channel regulator activity; voltage-gated calcium channel activity
Source: RefSeq, a predicted model, not a curated record